Messenger RNA from Coregonus sp. 'balchen', 13405 nucleotides. The record is from the annotation of a GenBank genome assembly. Lineage: Eukaryota; Metazoa; Chordata; Actinopteri; Salmoniformes; Salmonidae.
AUGCCUAAACGGAGGGUUACGUGGGGUGGAAAACUGACAUCACCAGCCUUCCACCAUGCUGGAUUGUCUGAGCUAAGCUUUGCUGAGCCUUUUCUCAAAAAGAGAAAAGCUGAUAUGUAUGUCUUGACAGAGCAGAAUGAGGGUAAGUAAGCAUAGUAAAAAUAUACUAAAUGUCAGUGGUAGCUUUUAUUCUUCUUUACAGUAUGCUAUAUUUUGCCAUACUGGCGCAUAAAUCAUGUUCAAUAGCUUUUUUUUUCUGUUUGUGUAUUCACAGAUGGCGAUGAGUUAGAUUCUACCUUUGACAUGGAGAUGAAUCAGAGCAGUGUGACUGCAUAGUUUUGCAGAAAGGUGAACAUGGACUAUUGCCAUCUUAUCGUUAUGCCACAGUACCUUCUUGUUGUCCUUCAUACUCAUGUUCCUGCAUUCUCUUCUUUUCUAGUGAAUUUUUAACUCCAAACCAGCUGAACAAAUUGUCUGAGAAGGUGUCCCGUCUGGAGAUCCAGCUGGAAAAUGAGGCUCAGCAGAUGCAGGAGGCCAUGGAGGAAGUGGAGACUUUCGAGAGGAGGGUCGCCGAACUGGAGAUGCAGCUAGAGGAGAAGUUGCAAAUGCCCACUGAUGCACAGCUGGAAAACGAAGUUCAGCAGAACCAGGAGGCCAUGGUAAAGGUGGUUGCUGAACUGGAGAAGAUGCUAGAGGAAAAGUCUCACAUUUCCACUGAAUCACGGGAGCAGGUUGGCGAUCACCAAUGCCUUCUCACUGGUUUAUCAUGCAGAAUGUCGGAAAUCAUUUAAUCUGAAUGCAAAAAUGGUGCAAAUGUCCUACUUUACAGAUGAAAAGGGGAUUUGAGGAGACUAUUCAACUCUGUGAGACGUUGGUUCUGAGAAGGUAUGUAGCUAUUAUUAUAUUUUUAUUGAAUUCUGUCACCUCACCAUGCGGUCGGUCAACAGGAAAUGGUUGCUGCUGAGUGUGACUAUCUCAAGCAGGAGUUCAACAUUCUAAUGGAAUGGACUGAAAACUUAAAGAAAGAAAAGGCUGCACUUCUUCAAGAAUUGGAGAAGAAAGAACAGAUAUAGCCCCUGGUUCACCCCAGACUUGACUGCCCUUGACCAGCACAAAAACAUCCUGUGGCGUACUGCAUUAGCAUCGAACAGCCCCCGCGAUAUGCAACUUUUCAGGGAAGUCAGGAACCAAUAUACACAAUCAGUUAGUAAAGCAAAGGAUAGCUUUUUCAAACAGAAAUUUGCGUCCUGUAGCACUAACUCCAAUAAAAAGGUUUUGGGACACUGUAAAGUCCAUGGAGAAUAAGAGCACCUCCUCCCAACUGCCCACUGCACUGAGGCUAGGAAACACUGUCACCACCGAUAAAUGUACGAUAAUCGAGAAUUUCAAUAAGCAUUUUGCUACGGCUGGCCAUGCUUUCCACCUGGCUACCCCUACCCCGGCCACCAGCUCUACACCCUCCGCUGCAACUUGCCCAUGCAGGUAGAAUCACUACUCUCGGCGGGUCUGACUUAGAAUAUGUGGAAACUACAAAUACCUAGGUGUCUGGUUAGACCGUAAACUCUCCUUCCAGACUCACAUUAAGCAUCUCCAAUCCAAAGUUAAAUCUAGAAUCGGCUUCCUGUUUCGCAACAAAGCCUCCUUCACUCAUGCUACUAAACAUGCCCUCGUAAAACGGACUAUCCUACUGAUCCUUGACUUCGGCGAUGUCAUUUACAAAAUAGCUUCCAACGCUCAACUCAGCAAAUUGGAUGUAUUCUAUCACAGUACCAUCUGUUUUGUCACCAAAGCCCCAUAUACUACCCACCAUUGUGACCUGUAUGCUUUCAUUGGCUGGCCCUCACUACAUAUUUGUCGCCAAACCCACUGGCUCCAGGUCAUCUAUAAAUCACUUCUUGGCAAAUCCCCGCCUUAUCUUAGCUCAUUGGUCACCAUAGCAACACCCAUCCGUAGUAUGCGCUCCAGCAGGUAUAUCUCACUGGUCAUCCCCAAAGCCAACACCUUUGUCCGCCAUUCCUUCCAGUUCUCUGCUGCAAAUGACUGGAACGAACUACAAAAAUCUCUGAAGCUGGAGACACUUAUCUCCCUCACUAACUUUAAGCAUCAGUUGUCAGAGCAGCUUACCGAUCACUGUACCUGUACACAGCCCAUCUGUAAUUAGCCCACCCAACUACCUCAUCCCCAUAUUGUUAUUUACAUUGUUAUUUAUUUUGCUCAUUUGCACCCCAGUAUCUCUAUUUGCACAUCAUCUUCUGCACAUCUAUCACUCCAGUGUUAAUACUAAAUUGUGUAAGUCGCUCUGGAUAAGAGUGUCUGCUAAAUGAUGUAAAUGUAAUUAUUUUGCACUAUGGCAUAUUUAUUGCCUUACCUCCAUAACUUACUACAUUUGCACACACUGUAUAUAGAUUUUCUAUUGUGUUAUUGACUGUACGUUUUUGUUUAUUCCAUAUGUAACUCUGUGUUGUUGUUUUUAUCGCACUGCUUUGCUUUAUCUUGGCCAGGUCGCAGUUAACCUGGUUAAAUAAAGGUGAAAUAAAAAUAAAAUAAAAUAAAAAGAGAUGGAUGAGUUCAAUUCUCUGGAAGAGGAGAGCAAAAUAGAAUAUGAGGUAAUACAGACUGCUGCGUAGAUUGCCUAGAUAUGUCAAAAGAUAUAUAACCAACUUAUUUCAAUGUAGAAGUUAAGCAAAUUGGAAUGUACUAUGUAUGGCAUAAGACAAUUGCAAGUCCAUGAAUGUCAUGGGGACUUACUAUAAGUCAUUAAAAUGACUUGCACUUUGGAAAUGCUCCCUUGUUGGUUUGUGCUUGUAACCUUUUGUAUAACUCUUGGUCCAACAAGUGAAGCAGCUGCGACGCUCUCUGGAUGAUGCUGAGGGGCUGAGCACUAAGAAGGAGUGGGCCCACCUGCACAGUGAAAAGAUCUCACUCAAAGAGAGGGAUGCAUGUGUCUUCUUCCUCAGUGUCAGUUUGCAGCCUGUAUUUAAAUGCAAACUGCACUCAAUGGAUUGACAAUUAUCAUGUUGUAUUGGCCUUAAUUCUGUGCUCUGGCCUUGCUUUCAGGUCACACUAACUGCUGGCUAUGAGAGGAUGGAAGCUGAGGUGAAUGGCCUUCACUAUCAGUUUGAGACAGAGAAAUCUUGCUUCAAAAAGAUGCAGGUUGACCUUCAGAGGGAGUUACAGGGAGCCUUUGAAGAGAACACCAAGCUUACUACUCUCCUGGAUGAAAAAGUUUCCAAAAGUAUGUAGCUAGUGUUGGUUGUCUUUUGUAUAGUAUUUCCUCUCUUCUCCAGCCUCUUGUUUAUUUUCUAUGUAGUUAUUGAAUUAGUUAUCUAACAUGGGGUCUCCUCUUUUUGCUUAGAUCUCAUAGACCGCAUUGAACUUGAGAAAAAAGUUGCUGGCCUGAAGAAAGAGCUGGAGAAGUCUCAUGAAGAUGAGAGAACCCUACAAGCUAAGAUCGAGGAUUUGCGUGCACUGCAGGAUCUUCCAGAUAAAGUGGACAGUUUGAUGAAGCAGGUAAACCCGUUGUUUUGUUACAAUGUAAAGCAACAGAGACUUGUCUUUUAAGAGAAGUAACUUUUAAUUAAUCUCCUCUUCUUUGGCUGUUCAGGUAUGUGAUCUCAAUGAGGAGCUGUGUGCAGUCCAAAUAGAGAGAGAGAGCCUGGUGUCUGCUAAGGCCUGCAGUAAGGAGGAAGCUCAACAACUCAGAGAAAAUGUCCAGAGUGCCCAGGAGCAGCUAGUCAAACUGCAAGAUGACCUGAGCAAAGCAGAGUUGAGGGAAAAAGACCUAACCCAUCAGUGCACCAACAUCACUGAACAAAAGGAGACUCUCCGUAAGGACUUGGUGCGCUCCUCUGUGGAGAACAGUCGGCUUCUUACUACUGUGGAAUAGUCCAGCCUGAGAGUAAGUUGGUCCUUGAAUUUGUUUAUUUGUUGAAUCUUCUGUAAGGCUGUCCACCAACAAUGUAUUUUUUUGAUUUAGCUGAAGGAGAUUGAUGAUCGUCGGGCAUUAAUUGAAGAUAAAUUGUGUGGAAUGCAACAAGUCAUGAAAGACUUGAAGGAGAAGCUUGCUGACAGUGAAUCAUCCAAGGAACAAAAUGACAAUCUGUCCCAAGAACACCAAGAUCAGGUGCAGUGCCUCUCAAAACAACUAACUUCAGCCGUCUCUCUACAGUAGGUAUUUACAGUAAUUAAUUUGGUUAAUUUGUUCUUAAGAUAAGGCAGCUGAGUGAGGAGCUUGAGUCUGUGUGAGCUGAGCGAGAGAGUCUCCUGUCUGAGAAGACAGACAGUUCUCAGAAUCAUGCAGGGGAGUUGGAGAAUCUGCUCUCUACUGUGACCUCACUGACUGAAGAGAGAGACCAGCUCCAGGAGAUACUGUGGGGAGUCAGAGAUGAGAGGAACCAGCUCAAGAGAGACCUGGGGGAGAAUGUGGAGAUGGUGAGUGAUUAAUCGAUUAAACACAAUAUUUAGAAAAUGCACGCACUGAUAAUUGCAAUUAGAAUAAGCUUCUUUUUUUUUCUACAAAUGUACCUUUCAUCAUUUUGCAGAUUAUUGAAAACCAGGAGGAGCUAAGGGUGGCCCUUGAAAAGAUUCACCAUCAAGAGGAAAAUAUAAAACAUAUGGAUAUGCCCAUCUAGUUGAACUGCAAAGUCAGGUAAAAUGUGCUUUUACUUUACGACUGAAUUGAUUGUCACAUCAAUUGAGGAAUAGAUUAUAAUAUAAAUGCUAACCAUACUGUUCAGAUGAAGCAGCUGAAUGAGGAGCUUGAGUCGGUGCGAGCUGAGCGAGAGAGUCUCCUGUCUGAGAAGACAGACAGCCCUCAGAAUCAUGCAGAGGAGUUGGAGAAUCUGCUCUCUACUGUGACCUCACUGACUGAAGAGAGAGACCAGCUCCAGGAGAUACUGUGGGGAGUCAGAGAAGAGAGGAACCAGCUCAAAAGAGACCUGGAGGAGAAUGUGGAGAUGGUGAGUUGGAGUUAAAAAUUCUCUAAAAUCACGUUGUUCAGAAACCAUUAUUAUUAUUUAUUUGGUCCAUGAAUAUAAUGUGAUAUCUUUAACCAGUCCAUCAAAGUCCAGGAGGAGCUGAAACAGCAGCAACAUCUCAACUCUAAACAGCAGGCUGAGACAGAACAAGAAACAGCCCAACUUCAGCAACAAGUCAGUAAUAGCUUCAACUCAUCCAGGUGAUGGUGUUUCAUAGUUGCUUGUUUUGAUCAUUGUAUGUUGUUUCACCUUGUUCAGAUACAGCAGCUAGAGGAGGAACACGCACACAUGAAAGAUGAGAGCCCAGCUUCAAAGAGACCUGCAGGAAAAUAUGGAGAUGGUGAGGCCUGUAUUAGUUUUAAAAUGUGCAGUUUUAUAUAUUAAUUAUUAUUUUGAUGUGGUCUAAAGUGAAAUCUCCCCCCCAGGUCAUACAGGUCCAGAGGAUAUUAGAACAGCAGCAACAUCUGAACACAGAACAGCAGGCUGAGAGAGAACAACACAAGGCCCUACUUAAACAACAAGUAAGUCAUAGUUAAACCAUAUACCAGUACAUAGCUGGUGGCGUUAGGCUAUUGGUGAAAUAUAUUUUAAUUCCUUGAACAUUGUUUUGCAGGUCCAGCAUCUUGAAGAGCAGUUGGAGACAGUGAAAGAUGAUAGGAGCCCGGUCAAGAGCAGCCUUCAGGACAAUAUGGACAUGGUGAGAGUGUGUGUGACUGUUCUGAACUCAGAGAAGCAGAGUCAUAAUGUGAGAGAACCAAGAUCAGAAUGUUUUGGUACAAGUGGUUUUGGCUAAAAUGACUUUAAAUGUUCCCUUUGCAUUGCCCUCAGAUGAAGCAGCUGAAAGAAGAAUUGCAAGGUUUCAAAGAAGGACAGUCUCAUUUCGAAGUCGAAGCAGAAACCUCACAAGGUUUAUGUUUCAUUGUACAUGCGGAUAACACAUAGUUCCUUCUGCUCUGUCUGAAGUUGCUGUGGCAUUUUUCUAAUAAACUUUUUUUCCCCCAUUCCAGAUGCUUAGUGAUGCGAAUGUGACCAUCUCCAUAUUGACAGAUCAGAUCAAUAACCUGGAGCAGAGCACUAACUGUGGUACCACCAGUGCAGCAGAGGGAAUGUGCUCCAGACUGGAGGCUUCUACUCAGCAGCUCCAGGUGGGCUAGCACUGGAGUUUCUGUUUCAAAAUCUAUACAAAUGCAUCAUUCGAUGACAGCAUAAUAAAAGCAAUUCUAUCCCUUUGCAGGCGUCCUUCGUAAGGCUCCAGCUUGUUAUCAAUGGUGCUUCAAAGCCUGGACAUGGGCCCCUGGUCGAAGUUGAAGUAGUAAUGAUACUAAAACUGUUGCCCCUUCUUCCAAAACCCACAAAAAAGAUCUGUAGCAAUGUCAAUAGAUCUACAGUCCAGAUAACUAAUGCGGGUUGGGAUACAAAGGUAUGAAUAAUCACACGGUCAUAAUAGUUUCUAUUUAAUUUUGAACUGCUAUAGUAAACGCAGUUUGCUAAAUUGAGUCAAAACAUUUUCGGUGCUGCUGAAGCUGUUUGCCAAGGAUUACAAAACCCACUUUGAAGCCCUGGUCCAGAAUGACUUGGCUGUAUUUGAGGAGAGGAGACUGCAGGACCUGCUCCUCUGUAGAGCCCAGGCACUCAGUCAAGGUGGCUGAGAACGACUUCCUGGAGUCUGGGACCAGAGACUGUCAGAGCUGCAUACUGUAUGUUGUGAAACUAAUCGUUUUAUAUCAUGGGUUAUCAGAAAAUGAAUAGUGUUUUGGUGAAGCUUGAGGAGCGCCUGGCCACUCACCCAGCAGCGUUGUCAGAGGAGCUGAGGGCGCGAGAGAAGAGCAACGAGGAGCUGAGUGCUCUAAGCAUGGUCCACUCACCUGACUCGUCAGCUGUGGAGAGCUUCCUGGAGCGAGCUGGCCCGGCGCUCUGCCGUGGCACAGGCCAACACACAGGCUCUCCAGGUAGUUAACCCCACCAAUCAUCUCCAGUCUUAGUUACCACAUACAGAAUGUCAAUUGUAUGGUAGGGUUCGAUCAUGAUUUGUGUGUGAAUGUUUUUCCUCUUGCAGGGAUUGCGAGAUGAGCGCCGCGGUCUGCUAAAAGAGCUAGGCGUGGUCCGAGCACAGGCUAACAGUCAGCUGAAAGAAGAGAGGCGUAAGACCUUUACUUUGCUGCAGAUACUGAAGAAUGCCCCAGUCAAGACUGAAGCUGAUCUGCUGAGGGACAACCAGCAACUUGCCCUGCAUUGUCAGCAGUUGGAGAGCGAAAUCAAGGUACCAUUUUAACCCGUUUUUAAUCUCAUGGAUGAUUUCCAUUGUUCUUCUAUCUGAACCCAUGACUAGUUUACAAUGUGUACAUGGUGUGUUUGCAGGAAAUGCAGAUGAGAGUUGAGCAGCUGGAAGAGCACCAGAUCAAAGCUACUAAUAGGGUCUCGAACCACAAACAAGCCACCCAGCUCCUACAAACUGAGCUUCAGGAUGCUUGUGCACAAGUCAAGGAUAGGGAGGGCUCCAUCCAAAUCCUCAAUGAGAAACUCAGAGAGACUGACGUAAAGGUUGGAGCAAGGUGGAAUUUCACCCCUAGUCUUUUAUUUGUAUUUUGUGAGGGAUGUGUUCAUUACUGUAUAAACUGUACAAUACUAUAUAUAUAUAUAUAUAUACACACAUACAGUGGGGGAAAAAAGUAUUUAGUCAGCCACCAAUUGUGCAAGUUCUCCCACUUAAAAAGAUGAGAGACGCCUGUAAUUUUCAUCAUAGGUACACGUCAACUAUGACAGAGAAAAUGAGAAAAAUAAUUCCAGAAAAUCACAUUGUAGGAUUUUUUAUGAAUUUAUUUGCAAAUUAUGGUGGAAAAUAAGUAUUUGGUCAAUAACAAAAGUUUCUCAAUACUUUUAUAUACCCUUUGUUGGCAUUGACACAGGUCAAACGUUUUCUGUAAGUCUUCACAAGGUUUUCACACACUGUUGCUGGUAUUUUGGCCCAUUCCUCCAUGUAGAUCUCCUCUAGAGCAGUGAUGUUUUGGGGCUGUCGCUGGGCAACACAGACUUUCAACUCCCUCCAAAGAUUUUCUAUGGGGUUGAGAUCUGGAGACUGGCUAGGCCACUCCAGGACCUUGAAAUGCUUCUUACGAAGCCACUCCUUCGUUGCCGGGGCGGUGUGUUUGGGAUCAUUGUCAUGCUGAAAGACCCAGCCACGUUUCAUCUUCAAUGCCCUUGCUGAUGGAAGGAGGUUUUCACUCAAAAUCUCACGAUACAUGGCCCCAUUCAUUCUUUCCUUUACACGGAUCAGUCGUCCUAGUCCCUUUGCAGAAAAACAGCCCCAAAGCAUGAUGUUUCCACCCCCAUGCUUCACAGUAGGUAUGGUGUUCUUUGGAUGCAACUCACCAUUCUUUGUCCUCCAAACACAACAAGUUUAGUUUUUACCAAAAAGUUCUAUUUUGGUUUCAUCUGACCAUAUGACAUUCUCCCAAUCCUCUUCUGGAUCAUCCAAAUGCACUCUAGCAAACUUCAGAUGGGCCUGGACAUGUACUGGCUUAAGCAGGGGGACACGUCUGCCACUGCAGGAUUUGAGUCCCUAGCGGCGUAGUGUGUUACUGAUGGUAGGCUUUGUUACUUUGGUCCCAGCUCUCUGCAGGUCAUUCACUAGGUCCCCCCGUGUGGUUCUGGGAUUUUUGCUCACCGUUCUUGUGAUCAUUUUGACCCCACGGGGUGAGAUCUUGCGUGGAGCCCCAGAUCGAGGGAGAUUAUCAGUGGUCUUGUAUGUCUUCCAUUUCCUAAUAAUUGCUCCCACAGUUGAUUUCUUCAAACCAAGCUGCUUACCUAUUGCAGAUUCAGUCUUCCCAGCCUGGUGCAGGUAUACCAUUUUGUUUCUGGUGUCCUUUGACAGCUCUUUGGUCUUGGCCAUAGUGGAGUUUGGAGUGUGACUGUUUGAGGUUGUGGACAGGUGUCUUUUAUACUGAUAACAAGUUCAAACAGGUGCCAUUAAUACAGGUAACGAGUGGAGGACAGAGGAGCCUCUUAAAGAAGAAGUUACAGGUCUGUGAGAGCCAGAAAUCUUGCAUGUUUGUAGGUGACCAAAUACUUAUUUUCCACCAUAAUUUGCAAAUAAAUUCAUUAAAAAUCCUACAAUGUGAUUUUCUGGAUUUUUUUUCUCAAUUUGUCUGUCAUAGUUGACGUGUACCUAUGAUGAAAAUUACAUGCCUCUCUCAUCUUUUUAAGUGGGAGAACUUGCACAACUGGUGGCUGACUAAAUACUUUUUUUCCCCACUGUGUAUAUAUAUAUAUAUAUAUAUAUAUAUACAUAUAUAUAUAUAUAUAUAUAUAUAUAUAUAUAUAUAUAUAUAUAUAUAUAUAUAUAUAUAUAUAUAUAUAUAUACAUAUACACACACAGUGGGGAAAAAAAGUAUUUGAUACACUGCCGAUAUUGCAGGUUUUCCUACUUACAAAGCAUGUAGAGGUCUGUAAUUGUUAUCAUAGGUACACUUCAACUGUGAGAGGCGGGAUCUAAAACAAAAAUCCAGAAAAUCACAUUGUAUGAUUUUUAAGUAAUUAAUUUGCAUUUUAUUGCAUGACAUAAGUAUUUGAUCACCUACCAACCAGUAAGAAUUCCGGCUCUCACAGACCUAUUAGUUUUUCUUUAAGAAGCCCUCCAGUUCUCCACUCAUUACCUGUAUUAACUGCACCUGUUUGAACUCGUUACCUGUAUAAAAGACACCUGUCCACACACUCAAUCAAACAGACUCCAACCUCUCCACAAUGGCCAAGACCAGAGAGCUGUGUAAGGACAUCAGGGAUAAAAUUGUAGACCUGCACAAGGCUGGGAUGGGCUACAGGACAAUAGGCAAGCAGCUUGGUGAGAAGGCAACAACUGUUGGCGCAAUUAUUAGAAAAUGGAAGAAGUUCAAGAUGACGGUCAAUCAACCUCGGUCUGGGGCUCCAUGCAAGAUCUCACCUCGUGGGGCAUCACUGAUCAUGAGGAAGGUGAGGGAUCAGCCCAGAACUACACGGCAGGACCUGGUCAAUGACCUGAAGAGAGCUGGGACCACAGUCUCGAAGAAAACCAUUAGUAACACACUACGCCAUCAUGGAUUAAAAUCCUGCAGCGCACGUAAAGGUCCCCCUGCUCAAGCCAGCGCAUGUCCAGGCCCGUCUGAAGUUUGCCAAUGACCAUCUGGAUGAUCCAGAGGAGGAAUUGGAGAAGGUCAUGUGGUCUGAUGAGACAAAAAUAGAGCUUUUUGGUCUAAACUCCACUCGCCGUGUUUGGAGGAAGAAGAAGGAUGAGUACAACCCCAAGAACACCAUCCCAACCGUGAAGCAUGGAGGUGGAAACAUCAUUCUUUGGGGAUGCUUUUCUGCAAAGGGGACAGGACGACUGCACCGUAUUGAGGGGAGGAUAGAUGGGGCCAUGUAUCACGAGAUCUUGGCCAACAACCUCCUUCCCUCAGUAAGAGCAUUGAAGAUGGGUCGUGGCUGGGUCUUCCAGCAUGACAACGACCCGAAACACACAGCCAGGGCAACUAAGGAGUGGCUCCGUAAGAAGCAUCUGAAGGUCCUGGAGUGGCCUAGCCAGUCUCCAGACCUGAACCCAAUAGAAAAUCUUUGGAGGGAGCUGAAAGUCUGUAUUGCCCAGCGACAGCCCCGAAACCUGAAGGAUCUGGAGAAGGUCUGUAUGGAGGAGUGGGCCAAAAUCCCUGCUGCAGUGUGUGCAAACCUGGUCAAGACCUACAGGAAACGUAUGAUCUCUGUAAUUGCAAACAAAGUUUUCUGUACCAAAUAUUAAGUUCUGCUUUUCUGAUGUAUCAAAUACUUAUGUCAUGCAAUAAAAUGCAAAUGAAUUACUUAAAAAUCAUACAAUGUGAUUUUCUGGAUUUUUGUUUUAGAUUCCGCCUCUCACCGUUGAAGUGUACCUAUGAUAAAAAUUACAGACCUCUACAUGCUUUGUAAGUAGGAAAACCUGCGAAAUCGGCAGUGUAUCAAAUACUUGUUCUCCCCACUGUAUAUAUAUAUAUCUUGGUUGUAGGUUCUGGCCAAGAACAGAGCAUCACCUAGUGCUCUUGAGCUUGAAAAGCUGAAGGCUAAAGUUGUGAAAAUGGAGAUGGAGAUGACUGCAUCGUCCUCUAAACACCAAGAAGAGUAAGGCCUAAUUUGUUUUAAUCAUGAGCUCCUAUGUCAUUUUAAAUGUGUAUUCUUCCUUUGGUUCCAUCUGGUUUGUACCACUGCUGAAUUUGAGCAGGGCUUGAUUAAAGUAUCUCUCCCUGUGUCAUCAUUGGAGAAGAUACAUGUUCAUGACGUUCUGCAUUUGUUGCCCCAAGGUUACUGAGUAUGACCACGGUCCUGAACCACAAGGAGGACACUGAGGACACUGAAGGAGACUCUGAGAAGAUCACAGCAGGAGGGAGAACAGUCAUGUAAGUCUGCCCCAGACAAUAUUAAGAAUAGAAUUUGAGAUGACCACCAAACGACAAGUGAAUAGUUAUGAGCCCAAAUUGAGAUAUGUAAUUAUAUUGCAGUCAUGGGGGGAGAGGAUCUGCAUGCCAGACUGACAACCACCAGAGGACGUACGGUCCAAAGCAACAUUCUCGUUGAAAAUAACAAACUUGAGGAGGAAGUGAAACGGCUACAGAGGAUAAUUUCUGAAUUGGAGAGGUAAAGAUGGAUCUGUAAGAUUACUGUAAUGCUUUGACGUUUCUUGUGAUAUCAUAUCGCUGACAUUCUGCCAUUUCUCUCUGUUUUGACAGCUUUGUGUCCACUCAGCAAGGAGAGAUCACCAAGUGGAAGGCUAGAGCAGUUAAGCUGAAGGGGAAGAGGGACGUGGUAGAAACGCCUCUAUCUCCAUGUACUUCUACAAAACGAAGCAUUCCCAUGAGUUCUGAGGACGUCAACUCUCCCAUGAAGUUCCUUCACUCUCCCAUGAAGUUCCUCGACUCGCCCAAGAGCAAGUUUUUUUAUGUCCAUCCAGGCUCUGAAUCAAUGUCGAUUAAUUGUCCCAAGCAGUUUUUUGAUAACUCCAACCUUGGAACCAUUCAAGGUAACUACAGUCAAAUUUACCUGAGUUUACCUUACAUUUUAAGUUUGUAUCCGGUCUUUUAACGGCAGUUGGCCUUAAUGAUAUUACAUGUUUUACCAGAGGUUGUGUGUAUUCCCAUAACAUCAGAUAUGGAGGCUGCUGGAAGUGCAGAAGCGGGUAAUUGGUGUAAUGUUAUCCCCUGUGUUUGGAAUAAAAUGGUGGCGUUAUUAUUAAUUGGAGCACAAACACCUUCUCUUCUGGCAGUUAAUGUCACUUGUCACAUACUGGUUAAAUGGAGUGAGGUACUGUGUAAUAGGGGUUGGUAACAAAAGUUUGAUAGCACUUCAUCACUGAUUGUCUCUAACACUUCCUCCAUCUUUGGAAUUUUUACCUAUACCCAGUGUUUCCUCUAGGAGCUUUGUUCAGCAGCGGUGGCAAAGGUAUCGGGGGGGGGGGGGGGGGGGUCUCUUCGCUGCAGGGGUCUGGGCGCAAGCCCCCCGGGAUAUUAUUUUCAAAAAUUGGAACGACUGAGAAGGUCACUUCUGGUGACUUUAAAUAAAUAUAUAUUUACUCCAAAAUGCAUAAAAAUUAAUUGGUGCGUGCCACUGCACUGUAGGGAGAUGAGGAGCAAGUGGUGGCUAUGCGCUCGUGGCUCUCAUUCGCGCAACUGCUCGCUCUGUUUGCUUCAAAUAUAUGUUAUAAGUUGUCACACUGAUCUUAAAGGGAUAGUGCGAGAUUUCGGCAAUUAAGCACUUUUUAUACUUACCCAGUUCAUGGUAUCCAUGAACUCAUGGAUACCACUUUUAUGUCUAUGCAUGCAGUUUGAAGGACAUUGCUAACUAGCGUUAGCACAAUGACUGGAAUUCUAUGGGAACAACAUCCAGUCAUUUAGCAUCCAGUCAUUGAGCAAAGGCUAGUUAGCAACUUCCUUCAAACUGCAUGCAGACUGCAAAGACAUAGAAAUAGUAUCCGAGUUCAUAUGACUUUGGGUAAGUAGAAAAGGUGCUUAAUUGACUAUCUCGCACUAUCCAAGUGCGUGUCGGCAUAUAUUUAUUUUUUGUAUUUGUUUUGAGGUGGGGGGCAGUGGCAGCAACAGAAAUGAAUAUAGGGGAAACACUGCUAUACCAGGCUAGCUUUGGUUUUGCAUGGUGGUUUGUUAGCUUUUGUAUUGUUUUGGCUGAUUUGGUCUUUAUUUUCUCUUUUCAGAUGCAACUGUAGAUAAAAGGGAGGAAUGGUGGCCUCUGUCACCAAAGCAAGCUGAUUUAUGCAAACAACAAUAAAUUAUUUACCUAAAUUGCACUAAUUGUUGUCUGUCAAUUUUUCAAUAUUUAAAAUGUUUAAUGUUUUUAAAUUGUAGUUGUCGUCAGUUAAUUUUAACAUUGUGAUCAAUUUGAUUGUCUUAUAGUUGUUUAAAAUAAAGAGCAGUUUUUUAUAAGAC